AGUAGUAGUAGUAGUAGUAGUAGUAGUAGUAGUAGUAGUAGUAGUAGUAGUAGUAGUAGUAGUAGUAGUAGUAGUAGUAGUAGUAGUAGUAGUAGUAGUAGUAGUAGUAGUAGUAGUAGUAGUAGUAGUAGUAGUAGUAGUAGUAGUAGUAGUAGUAGUAGUAGUAGUAGUAGUAGUAGUAGUAGUAGUAGUAGUAGUAGUAGUAGUAGUAGUAGUAGUAGUAGUAGUAGUAGUAGUAGUAGUAGUAGUAGUAGUAGUAGUAGUAGUAGUAGUAGUAGUAGUAGUAGUAGUAGUAGUAGUAGUAGUAGUAGUAGUAGUAGUAGUAGUAGUAGUAGUAGUAGUAGUAGUAGUAGUAGUAGUAGUAGUAGUAGUAGUAGUAGUAGUAGUAGUAGUAGUAGUAGUAGUAGUAGUAGUAGUAGUAGUAGUAGUAGUAGUAGUAGUAGUAGUAGUAGUAGUAGUAGUAGUAGUAGUAGUAGUAGUAGUAGUAGUAGUAGUAGUAGUAGUAGUAGUAGUAGUAGUAGUAGUAGUAGUAGUAGUAGUAGUAGUAGUAGUAGUAGUAGUAGUAGUAGUAGUAGUAGUAGUAGUAGUAGUAGUAGUAGUAGUAGUAGUAGUAGUAGUAGUAGUAGUAGUAGUAGUAGUAGUAGUAGUAGUAGUAGUAGUAGUAGUAGUAGUAGUAGUAGUAGUAGUAGUAGUAGUAGUAGUAGUAGUAGUAGUAGUAGUAGUAGUAGUAGUAGUAGUAGUAGUAGUAGUAGUAGUAGUAGUAGUAGUAGUAGUAGUAGUAGUAGUAGUAGUAGUAGUAGUAGUAGUAGUAGUAGUAGUAGUAGUAGUAGUAGUAGUAGUAGUAGUAGUAGUAGUAGUAGUAGUAGUAGUAGUAGUAGUAGUAGUAGUAGUAGUAGUAGUAGUAGUAGUAGUAGUAGUAGUAGUAGUAGUAGUAGUAGUAGUAGUAGUAGUAGUAGUAGUAGUAGUAGUAGUAGUAGUAGUAGUAGUAGUAGUAGUAGUAGUAGUAGUAGUAGUAGUAGUAGUAGUAGUAGUAGUAGUAGUAGUAGUAGUAGUAGUAGUAGUAGUAGUAGUAGUAGUAGUAGUAGUAGUAGUAGUAGUAGUAGU
This is a messenger RNA of Sabethes cyaneus, 1104 nucleotides long. RefSeq lists its product as uncharacterized. The transcript has a single exon. NCBI's taxonomy places the organism in Eukaryota, Metazoa, Arthropoda, Insecta, Diptera, Culicidae. The record is from RefSeq and is a predicted model, not a curated record. The annotation marks the transcript as partial.